UUUACUUUAAUAAAACCGUAAAACCGCUCCUCGUAAAAUAUUUUUUAUCUCCUGCAGUAUUUCGUUGGAAUUAAAUUCGAUUACUUCAGAUUUGAGUCUGACAAAAUGAUCCUUAAAGGUUUCACAAUUUUGCUUGUAUCUCUCCUAAUCAGUAUUUUCCAUAGUUUGACCCGAACUGCCCAAUGGAAGUUCCCUGAGGACUUUAAGUUCGGAGUUGCAACUUCGGCCUAUCAGAUCGAGGGUGGAUGGAACGAAGAUGGGAAAAGUAUAAGUGUCUGGGACCGAAUCACCCAUCAAACUCCGGCUUUUAUCGUCGAUCAGACUUCCGGGGACGUUGCCUGCGAUUCGUACCACCAAUGGGAACGCGAUGUCGAAAUGUUGGAGGAGUUGGGGGUCCACUACUACCGCUUUUCCCUUGCUUGGACUCGCAUCCUGUCCGGGGCUUACACCAGCAAGGUAAACCCAGCCGGAGUCAAAUAUUACAACAAUUUGAUUAACAAACUCAUCGAGAAUGGUAUUGAACCCGUGGUCACUCUGUACCACUGGGACAUGCCCCAGAAAAUUAGCACCUUGGGUGGGUUAACAAACGACGCGUGGGUCAAGUUCUACACACAUUACGCACGAACGGCCUUUGAGUUGUUCGGAGAUCGAGUCAAAAUCUGGAUCACUUUCAACGAACCGAACAUAAUCUGCCAUUACUUUAAUCGUGUUCUGGGCAGUGUUCAGCCAGCUUAUCCCAACGGAGUCAUCGAAUAUUUGUGCAGCUACAAUCUACUUAAAGCCCACGCUGAGGCUUACCAUAUCUACGACCGGGAAUUUCGACACAAACAAGGCGGAAAAGUCGGUAUUACUCUUAAUUUUGAAUGGGCAGAACCUGCCACUGACAAACCGGAAGAUGUUGAAGCGGCUGAAAGAAGACGACAGUUUGAUUUUGGGAUUUUUGCUAAUCCGAUAAUUAACUUCGAUUAUCCAAAAGUUGUGAUUGACCGAGUUGCCAAACGAAGCGAGUUGGAAGAGUUUCCGGAGUCAAGAUUACAAAAAUUCACUUUUGCCGAAAAAUUAAACGUGAAAGGGACUUAUGACUUCCUGGGGUUGAACCAUUACACCACUUGGUUGGUUUCAAACGGAGAAGAAGCGCCUUUAGACCAAUCAGGUUUUUAUAUCGAUACCAAAGUAAACAGGGUACAAGAUGAUAGUUGGAAUACGACAGGAGCUGACGACAAUCGGGUGGUGCCAUGGGGUUUGCGCAAAGCCUUAAACUGGAUAAAAACAACCUAUGGAAACCCUGACAUUCUUAUCACGGAGUGUGGUUAUUCCGAUAAAGUCGGUAAUUUAGAUGACGACCAACGUGUUAAUUUUUACAGGGAUUAUCUAAAUGCAACUCUUCAAGCAAUUUUGGAAGAUGGAGUGAAUGUGAAAGCCUUCAUGGCUUGGAGUUUGAUGGAUAAUUUCGAAUGGAAUCAAGGAUAUUUAGUGAAAUUCGGAUUGUACCAUGUUGACUUCAGCGAUGCCAAAAGGCCAAGGACAAUGAAGGAUUCAGCAAAGUAUUAUCAAAAAAUUAUUGCCACGAGACGAUUAGACCAAGUUGUGUAAACUGUAGCUCUCUUUCUGACAAUAAAAUUUAAACACAGCAAAA
Messenger RNA from Tribolium castaneum (red flour beetle), 1636 nucleotides. Its product is annotated as myrosinase 1-like. Gene Ontology annotation, biological process: carbohydrate metabolic process. Lineage: Eukaryota; Metazoa; Arthropoda; Insecta; Coleoptera; Tenebrionidae. Gene Ontology annotation, molecular function: beta-glucosidase activity. Bases 106 to 1593 code for a protein of 495 amino acids. The transcript is spliced from 6 exons. The record is from RefSeq and is a predicted model, not a curated record.